AUGUCUCCACAUGCAAACUCGCUGCAGCAUAGGCGCGUAUGGUGGAAAGAAGCAACUUUCUAUCAAGUCUAUCCUGCAUCGUUCAAAGACAGCAACUCUGAUGGCUGGGGCGAUAUACCCGGUAUACUGCAAAAGAUCAAGUACAUUGCUUCUCUUGGAGUGGACGUGCUGUGGUUAUCGCCUAUGUUUGACUCGCCGCAGGUCGAUAUGGGCUACGAUAUCUCAGAUUACGAGAAAGUAUAUGCGCCAUACGGGACUGUGAAGGAUGUCGAAGAACUGAUCCAGGCGUGUCACGAGAGCGAUAUGAAGAUCAUCCUUGAUCUGGUGGUCAAUCACACCAGCGACCAACACGCAUGGUUCAAGGAAAGCAGAAGCUCGAAGAACAACCCAAAAAGAGACUGGUAUUUUUGGCGGCCGGCGCGAUACGAUAAAGAAGGCAACCGCAUGCCGCCAACGAACUACCGAUCAUACUUUGCGGGCGGCACUUGGACAUGGGACGAGCAGACACAAGAGUACUACCUGCAUCUCUACGACAAAACUCAGCCGGAUCUCAAUUGGGAGAAUGAAGACUGUCGCCGCGCGAUUUACGACUCAGCGAUGCGCUUCUGGCUGGACAAGGGCAUAGACGGCUUUCGUGUGGACACAGUGAACAAGUACUCGAAGGUACUGCCGUUCAGAGAUGCCCCAGUCACAGACCCAACAAGCAUCAUCCAGCCUGCAGCACAAAUGUGGUGCAGCGGCCCACGCAUACACGAAUUCAUCAAAGAAAUGAACCGCGACGUUCUCUCCCAUUACCGCACAUACGACGGCCAACAACUCGUGACCGUCGGCGAGCUAUCCCUCUGCCCCGAAACAGAAUCCGUCAUCCCAUACGUCAGCGCCAUGCAGCGCGAGCUAGACAUGGUAUUCCAAUUCGACAUCACACAUCUCGGCCAGGGACCGCCCGGCUGCAACGACAAAUACGACUUCGCGCCGUGGAAGUUACCGGAAAUGAAGCGCAUCGUGGAGAAGUGGCAAUGCUUCAUCGAAGGCACAGACGCGUGGACCACUGUCUUCAACGAGAACCACGACAACGGCCGCAGCGUGUCGCGCUUCGCCAACGACGCGCCGCAGUGGCGCGAGAAGAGCGCGAAGAUGCUGGCUCUGUGGCUGGUGGGACAGACUGGGACGCUGUUUUUGUAUCAGGGACAGGAGAUUGGUAUGAUUAAUGCCCCGAGCUAUUGGGAUAUGGACGAGUAUAAAGACGUCGAGGCGAGGAAUUACUGGGCUGAGGCGGUGAGGUUGGCGCAGGAUGGGACGGAUCCGACGAGGAGGGAGAGGAUUGGGCGGGGGUUGCGGCUCAUGGCGAGAGAUCAUGCGAGACUCCCGUUUCAGUGGGAUGGGAGUGGGAAUGCGGGGUUUUCGGAGGGGAGGCCGUGGAUGAGGGUGCAUGAUGACUAUCGAGAGAUCAAUGCUGCUGCGCAGGAGGGGGAUGAAGAUAGUGUUCUGGGUUUCUACAGGCGCUUGUUGAAGCUGAGGAAAGAGCACAAGGAUGUGUUUGUGUAUGGUACAUUCGAGCUGGUCGAUGUGGAUGACGAGAAGACGUUCGUCUACAGGAAGCGGUACGAGGACAAGACAGCCGUCGUCGCGCUGAACUUUACGACCGAAGCGCAGCCUCUGCCCGACACAGACGGUCUGAAGCUGCUCGCAAGCUCAUACCCAAAAGCAGCGCCAUAUAUGCUACAACCGCUCGAAGGCCGGAUAUACAUCAACUACUAG
This is a messenger RNA of Parastagonospora nodorum SN15, 1758 nucleotides long. RefSeq lists its product as hypothetical. Lineage: Eukaryota; Fungi; Ascomycota; Dothideomycetes; Pleosporales; Phaeosphaeriaceae. Gene Ontology annotation, molecular function: alpha-amylase activity. The transcript has a single exon. The record is from RefSeq and is a predicted model, not a curated record. Gene Ontology annotation, biological process: oligosaccharide catabolic process. The coding region runs from base 1 to 1758 and encodes 585 amino acids.